Molecule: messenger RNA, 1608 nt
Organism: Cajanus cajan (pigeon pea)
Lineage: Eukaryota; Viridiplantae; Streptophyta; Magnoliopsida; Fabales; Fabaceae
Product: Ubiquitin carboxyl-terminal hydrolase family protein
Molecular function (GO): RNA binding
Source: RefSeq, a predicted model, not a curated record
GUGCUGGGCUCAGCAACAAAUGACCUUCAAACCUCGGCAUAGGUAACGGGAAGAAGCAUGUCGGAUAAUCGGUGGUUAGGUCUAAAAAGGGUUGGUCAGAGUUACCAUGUACGAUGGAUGACGACGAGCAAGAGGGUCCAAGACAGGAGCAAGAAGAAGCGUGUUCACGACCUGGAAGUGGCCACCGAGAAAUGGAAGAUAUCCUCCAAAAUCAUCUUCCUAAUGGAGCUUCUCAAGCAAGAGCCCGAAAUGGUGAUUCCCGUUCGCUCCCUCGAGCAACACCGCAGACAAAUCAACCUCCCCAAGCCACACCCAAUCUCCGAUUUCCUCCGCAAAACGCCCAACCUCUUCGAGCUCCACAAGGACCACAAGGGAGUGCUGUGGUGCGGCAUGACCCACAAAGCCGAGAACUUGAUGGAAGAACAACAAAGGGUCAUCGAGGAUCACGCCGACAAAGCCGCGGAACACGUGACGAGGUUUCUCAUGAUGUCGGUCGAGAAAAAGCUCCCCUUGGAAAAGAUCGCUCAUUUCAGAAGAGAUUUUGGGCUGCCUUUGGAUUUCAGGGCCCGUUGGGUGCACGGGUAUCCUCAUCUUUUUAGGGUUGUGAAGUCUUUUGAUGGGGUUGAGUUUUUGGAGCUUGUGUCUUGGAACCCUGAAUGGGCAAUCACUGAGUUGGAGAAAAAGGUGGUGAGAGGGGUAACUGAAGAAACUGAAAAAACAGCCAAUGAUAAUAUUAACUCCCCAGGGGUGCUUUCACUUCCAUUUCCUUUGAAAUUCCCUGCGAAUUACAAGAGGGUGUAUCGGUACUAUAGAGAAAAGAUUCAGAAUUUUCAGGAGAUGCCUUAUUUGUCUCCCUAUGCUGAUGCGCGUGGUCUAAAGGCUGGAUCUUUGGAAUUUGAUAAGAGGGCUGUUGCUGUUAUGCAUGAACUGCUUAGUUUUACUGUUGAGAAGAGGUUGGUCACUGAUCAUCUCACUCACUUUCGUUGGGAGCUUGUGAUGCCUCAGAAGCUCAUGAGGCUUCUGCUUAAGCAUUGUGGCAUCUUCUAUGUGUCGGAGAGGGGGAAGAGGUUUAGUGUGUUUUUAACUGAGGCUUAUGAGGGGUCUGAGCUCAUUGAGAAAUGCCCCUUGGUGCUGUGGAAGGAGAAGCUUCUGGGUCUUGUGGGGUAUAGAGGGAGGAAGAAGAAGUUUGAGACAUGCAGUGAUGGGUCUGAUGAGGAGGGUCAUGCUGGUUUGGUUUUGGAUCAGGGUGAUUCUGAUGUGGAGGACUUGCAUGUGCAGUUUGAGCCGCGGGGUACCUUGGAUUAUGAGGAUCCUUUACUUGGGGAUGAUUCUGAGAUGGAUGUGGGAGAGAUUAACUGAAACAUUAGAAUUUUGAAACUUCUUGUGGUUGGAAUUGUGUUCCUGUUUUCCCAUAGAUAUUUAAUUGUUUCAAUUAAACUUAGAAGCCCUCGGGAACAUGCCAAUGGUAUACCUUCAUGUAAAUCAAUUUUUGAGGACUGUUUUCUACUUUCAUCGGUUAGUAAAUCUCCAUUGGCCUGUAUGGUGCUGAUGUUUCGAAAACCUGAGACAUUUUGAAUGUGUAUGGGGCUCAAACUAUUGCUAGGAUUA